Molecule: messenger RNA, 2634 nt
Organism: Exophiala aquamarina CBS 119918
Lineage: Eukaryota; Fungi; Ascomycota; Eurotiomycetes; Chaetothyriales; Herpotrichiellaceae
Exons: 1
Coding region: 1-2634 (877 amino acids)
Biological process (GO): DNA damage response; protein ubiquitination; ubiquitin-dependent protein catabolic process
Cellular component (GO): Cul4-RING E3 ubiquitin ligase complex
Molecular function (GO): ubiquitin protein ligase binding
Source: RefSeq, a predicted model, not a curated record
AUGACUAAAGCACGCAAAGGGAAAACCCCAGACCCUGCAAACACGUCCAAUUUGUCUGGAAAGCGAAAGCUGAGAGACAACGACUCGGAGCCCUCCACCGACUCGAAGAAGCCUCGUCCCUCCAUCAAGGACUUGCUCUCCUCCGGUCAGUCAACUAAUUCAGAGGACAGCCCUCUGUCAGGAAGAGGUGUAGCGAAGGAGAGGAAGUCUUCUAGCAGAAUGGACACUCCCAUCGCGCAGCCCACGGAGGCAUCCUAUGCCGACAUGUACUCAUUCACAUCGAAGAAAUCUACAGCUAAUACAGUCAUUGACCUGACGUCCUCUCUAGAGUCACAAAAGAGAAAAGCCUCCUUCUCUACGCCACGGGCAUCGACCUUCAAUCCGCAUACAGGACCCAAGAAACUGGCUGUGAAGAAUCUGAGAACGGUCCCUCGAAUGGACCCUCACCACUACUUUGAUUCAAUAUGGACCAAGGAGGAUAAGGCCCUCAAUGCUAUCUUCGGAAACGCCAAGGAACAAUACUCGCUGGAAGAAUUGUACAAGGGUGCUGAGAACGUCUGUCGGCAGGGUAAAGCCACCGAGUUGUAUCAGAAAUUGAAGCAGAAAUGCGAGGUGCACCUAGCGAACACGAUUAGAGACGGAAUCCAUCGAGAUGAGGCCAACUCGUCAGAUGUCGAAGUCCUGAGCCAAUUUGUCAAGGCAUGGUCAGUCUGGCAGAAGCAGUUACUCACUGUUCGUCAAAUUUUCUACUACCUCGAUCAAACAUAUCUGUUACGAUCCCAGGAGAACCCGAGCAUUAUCCAGACAGGGCUAAUUUCGUUUCGAUCCGUGGUUUUUGAAGAUUCUAUCAUUAAGCCUAAGGUAUUAUCGGGAGUGGUGACGCUUAUUGAUUCUGAUCGAAAGAGACAACUAAGCGAGAAGGACUCCGCCCUUCUCCGCCAAUCGAUCGAUGUAUUGCAUCAUCUGAGUAUAUAUACCACUGAUUUCGAACCUCUAUUCCAAACAUCCACUGAUGGGUACUUCCGAUUAUGGCGGGACACGGAAUCACACAAGCAUAACCUUGGGGAAUAUGCCAACGCCUGCACUGAGCUUUUGGUCCGGGAGCUGACAAGAUGUGACGUUUUGAGUCUGAAUCGAAGUACGAGGGCCCAGAUUUCCGAUCUUUUUGAUACCGUCCUAGUGGAUGAGGAGCUCGAGACUCUCACAAGCCAAGAUAGUAUCCAGGAUCUUCUCGAAGACGACAAAUACGACGAACUGGAGCGGGUAUACACUCUCCUUCAACGUAAGGACCAUGGGGAGCGAGUGGGUCCCAGCUUCAGCAACUAUGUCGAGACGGAGGGAAGUCUGAUCGUAUUCGACGAAAGGAAAGAGUCCGAAAUGGUCAUCAGACUGCUCGAGUUUAAGCGUCGACUUGAUCGUUUUCUGCAGCAUUCCUUCCACGGCAACGAGAAGAUUGGAAAUGGUUUGCACAAGUCAUUCGAGUUGUUCAUCAACAGAACGAAGAAGACUCAAUCAAACUGGGAUACAGACAAUGCGAAGCCGGGUGAAAUGAUAGCCAAACACGUCGAUCUCCUGCUCAAAGGAGGUGUCAAAGCGGUCCCACGACUUCAGACGCAACGAGGAGACCCAUCCAAACCCGAAGAAGAGCAUGAUUUUGAUGAUGGGCCUGCAGAUGAAGAUGCUGAGAUCAAUCAGCACCUCUCAAAUGCGUUGGACCUGUUCCGUUUUGUUCAUGGCAAAGCUGUGUUCGAGGCAUUUUACAAGAAAGACCUGGCCCGUCGCUUACUGAUGGGCCGCAGUGCUUCAUUUGACGCCGAACGAAACAUGCUCACGCGCCUUAAGAAUGAAUGUGGGGCCUCUUUUACCCAUAACCUGGAGUCCAUGUUCAAAGACAUGAAUCUAGCACGUGAGGAUAUGAUAUCCUAUAGUCAGCUCCUGGACGAUCGAGGCACCAAGUCCAUCCCAGAUCUUUCAGUCAAUGUCCUUUCAGCCUCUGCCUGGCCUACGUAUCCGGACGUCAUGGUCAAUAUCCCAGCCGCGAUUGCUAAAGUGAUGUCCGAUUUUGAGAACCACUACAAGUCGAAACACAGCGGUCGGAAACUGACGUGGAAGCACAGUCUUGCACACUGCCAGCUCCGAGCCAAAUUCCCCAGAGGCAACAAAGAGCUUGUAGUAUCUGCGUUUCAAGCCAUUGUGCUCCUUCUAUUCAACGACAUCCCAGCUGACAAGCACCUGACGUACACUGAGAUCAAGGGCUCAUCCGGUCUCGUGGAUGCCGAGCUCAAGCGCACCCUCCAGUCCCUUGCAUGUGCCAAGUACCAAGUCCUCCGUAAACAUCCCAAGGGCCGCGAGGUCAACGAGACCGACACCUUCACAUUCGCGACAUCCUUCCACGACCCCAAGAUGCGCAUCAAAAUCAAUCAGAUCCAGUUGAAGGAGACCAAGGAAGAGAACAAGGAAACGCAUCAACGCGUGGCGGCCGACCGGCAUUACGAAACCCAGGCGGCAAUCGUGCGCAUCAUGAAGAGCAAGAAGACCAUCGGCCACAACGACCUCAUCGUUGAGGUCAUCAAGGCCACGAUGUCAAGGGGUGUACUUGAUCAGGCCGAUAUCAAGCGAAACAUCGAGAAGUAA